AUGAAAGAAGAUGUGUAUGUUGUAGGCAUUAUCCCUGAAAACUCAAUCCUUGGGUCCUUAACAUUCUCAGACAUUGAGUAAUUAUCCUUUUAUCUGUUUAUUCAUGCUUUAACUUCUAUGUAGGUCAGUGAUCAUGGAGUGCACAUAGGACCUUUUAUCGCUCCUUUGAAGGAGAUUUUGAGAAAAGAGUAUAAAGUGACAAAUCUGCUUUAGGAUAUAGACAUUCAGACUUUAUUCAAAGCUCUGUACAAUGUCAAUUUCUUGACAUAGAUUCCCUUGGUAAAAUAUCAAUCUUAAUGCUAAUAUGCUUGCUUCAGUACUUAAAUCACAGAGAAACAAUUUGCAAUAUUAAAAGACAUUAGAGCUGGCAUAAAUGCUUUCACAUUGAUGGAAAAAGAGUUAAAGGAGACUAAUAUACCUCUGAAGGAAAAUAUUAUUCUCUCCACGUUAAGAUUAGUCAGACAUUGGAUAAAGAAGUGCAGAUAUCAACUAGAAUGUGAAAAAGCAGACAGAAAGCAAUUCGAAAAACAUGUCAGAGUAGUAGAAAGAGAACUUAAGGAAAAGAAGCAAAUGAGUUUUCCGGAGGAGACUGAUUCACAUGACAGACUAUUUCCUCACGAAUUCCUGUUUUUGCUUUGCAAUACUAGAAACAGAAUUGAUAUGAUUAACAAUUUGCCCAAGCCAGAGUUCACCACAGAGAGAACCUCUAUAAAGUAAUAUGAUAUGCAGCCCUUAGAUGCAAGAAGAUUGGAUAAAGUUUUUAAGAUUGAACUACGUUCAAUGACCAAACAGUUCAAUUAAAAUCCCUAAUCACUUCUUCAAAAAGUAUUAAACAAUGAACUAAUUGGAAGAAAGCUAAGAUUUGAUGGAGUGAAGUGGAGUAAAAGUAAAAAGGUUAAGGGAGAGAUGAAGGGAUCUGGCAAGUCUAAAGAUUAGUACAUGAUGACUGGGCUUAAACACAAAGAAAAAAUGAGAGAAAGAUAAAUCAAUGAGUAGUAUCAAAGAAUGCUAGUUGAUCCGAAAUUUUAUGGCUAAAUUAAAGAUCAACUCCAAUAGACUAAUUAAGUACUCUCAACAGCUAGACUUGGAGGAGUUCUUUCCUAAUCUUAUGUUGAUGGCAUGAACGAUCCGAAUUAUGCCUCUGAAACUUAAAGAAUAAUAAAACAUGACGAGGGUUUCAGAUCAUUUUUGAAGUCUAGGCCAGUUUCAGCGAACUCAACUGCUGCUAGAAUUAAAUCUGGGAAAUAAAUAGUGAAUCAAGAGAGAAUCGAAAAGUUCCAGAAGCAAAUCAAAAUGAUGUCAAGACAGUAGGAUCAACUUAAGAAAAAGAUUCAUGAAGAAUAACAGUUAGUCAAGAAUGAGAGUAAAAACAUGGCAAUCAGCUAAGUUAAUCCUUAUCAGAUUCAGUCCUCUCGCGUGAAAACUGCAGGAAGCACUAAGCGAAGAGAUAUGUCUAGAAGUUACGAAAUAGAUACUACGACUAAUAAAAAGGUAAUGCAGAGUGAGCAAAAGAAGAGAUCUUUUGUUAAGAUUGGAGGGCACCAUCGACGUCAUUCAAUAUAUACUGAUUCAAAUCUUAACAAAUAAAAGCAGCUUUUCGAGAUGACUCCAGCAGAGUUAGUCAAGGAAGUUAGUAUCCCCUAGUAAAUUUUGAAUGAAAGCAGAGCCAUCCUUAAUAAUCUAAGGCCAAUCACUUAGGGAAGCAACAACAGGCGACUUAACACCAGGUAAACUAUAGACACUUCUCUAGACCCAAUACAUAGCAAGACUAAUCUAGUCUCUCCCACAAAUAACUAUGGAGGUAAUACGAAUUAAGCAGGAAACAUCCAUCUUAAUAAUCAGCCAGUCUCAUUAGUCAAUCUAAAGUUCUAGACACUUUACACUAAUCCUUCUCAGAAUCCUUAUCAAUUCUAGCAGCCUAAUGAAAACAACUAGAUUAAAUCUAAGAGUCCCUUAGAAGAAGCGAUUCCUAGAAGUAAGUUUACUCUGGACAGAUUUAUGAAGGAAAAAACAUUAAUAAAUGAACAUUAGAAAUUAUUCAAUAAAAUAGACAAUCUGCUUGAAUAAGAUUUAAUCAAGAAAGAGUUGAAUCUGAAUAAAGAGUCUAGAUCGAAUAUAGUGAGUGGAGCGGCUAAAGAACUUUAAAAUGAAAUUGCUAAAUUAAAGGAUCUUGGAGGUCCUUAGAUCACAGCUGUCUUCACUAGGCAAGAACAAAAGAGACUUAAUCCUCUCGAUUAAUGA
Messenger RNA from Stylonychia lemnae, 2241 nucleotides. Lineage: Eukaryota; Ciliophora; Spirotrichea; Sporadotrichida; Oxytrichidae. The record is from the annotation of a GenBank genome assembly.